Messenger RNA from Nothobranchius furzeri (turquoise killifish), 6215 nucleotides. The record is from RefSeq and is a predicted model, not a curated record. Lineage: Eukaryota; Metazoa; Chordata; Actinopteri; Cyprinodontiformes; Nothobranchiidae.
AAGAGAAAAAACAGUUAUUUACUGUUAAGUUUAGGUUUUAAUUCACUUACUUUUGGUGACUAUGUGCUAAAAAUAUAUAUUAAAAACUAACAUCGGUCAGAUUUACUAAAUCACUUCCAUAUAAACCCCAAAUAUAAACUGGGAGAAGUUUAAUAAUUCCUAAGUGCUUGGAUUCUGUAGUAAUUCUGUUUGAACUCGUAGUGCCGCUGUUGACCAUGAUGUCUAAUAACAGCAGUUUGUUGCUGCACCUCAAAGCAUCGCCAUUAUGAAAAGGAACACGACACGAUCCGAGGACCGCUCCAGUUCUCUGAUUUAUUUUAGAAAAGGAAACACGGAAGAUUGAAGCUCCGUUGUUUUUAAAGGAAGCAUUUUUCACGUUUAUUGUGUGACUGGGAUUUUUUUUUUUUUCUUACUGGAUUUAUUUAAAAGGAAGCUCUGGAUUUAAACUCAGACAACAAUGGAAAGGCAAGUGACGCUGCUCGUCUUUCUCCUCUCCUUUGGCUUUGUGCUCGGACAGGUCAGCUACAUCAUCCCAGAAGAAAUGUCAAAAGGAUCUUUAGUUGGUAACAUAGCUCAUGAUCUAGGUUUACAAAUUAGCCGUUUAAAAUCGGGAAAAGCGCGGAUUUUUACCAGAGACAGCGAGGAGUUCGUGGAGCUGAACAGAGAGAGAGGAGUCCUCCUCGUUAAAGAAAGGAUCGACAGAGAGGCGCUCUGCGAACAGACGACGCCCUGUGCGUUACAUUUUCAGAUUAUUCUAGAAAACCCCAUGGAGUUUUAUACUGUCACAAUUCAGGUUACAGAUAUUAAUGAUAAUCCACCUAUAUUUGAAAGGAGUGAAAUGAAGUUUAAGAUCAGUGAGUCGGCGGUGAUCGGAGCUACUUUUGUUCUGGAGAGAGCUGUGGAUCUGGAUGUCGGUGUUAAUAAUCUGAAGAGCUACAAUCUGAAACCAACUGAUAAUUUUGCUCUGAAGCUCCACAACAGCGCUGAAGGAAACAAAAACGUAGAGAUGGUUUUACAGAAGUCUUUAGACAGAGAGAAGCAGGAGCAGAUCAAUCUGGUGUUAACGGCUGUAGAUGGAGGAGAGCCGCAGAUGUCAGGAACGAUGCAGAUUGUUAUUACAGUCUUAGACGUUAAUGAUAAUGCUCCUGUUUUUACACAGAAAACAUACAAAGCUACAGUUACUGAAAACUCACCUAAAGGCACCGUUGUUGCUACAGUUACAGCAUCAGAUGCAGAUGAAGGCUCUAACAGUAAAAUAACAUACUCGAUUACAAACACGGUACAUGAUGUCAGAAAAGUGUUUAUAAUUAACGAUAAUAACGGGGAAAUUACUUUAGAUGGAAACAUAGAUUUUGAAAAGUCGCAAGGUUUUCAAAUAAAUUUACUUGCUAGUGAUGAAGGAGGACUCACAGAUUCUUGUAAAUUAAUCGUUGACGUGCAGGACAUGAACGAUAACAGCCCUGAAAUAAAGAUCAUGUCCAAAUCCACUGUUAUAUCAGAGGAUGUCAAAUUAAAUACAGUUGUUACGAUAAUAAGCGUGGAUGAUGAAGACUCUGGAAACAACGGAAAAGUAAAUUGCUUUAUCAAUGAGAAUAUGCCUUUUAUUUUAACAUCAUCCUCAAAUAAUUUCUACAGUUUAGUGACAGAAAGCGAGUUAGACAGGGAGAGAGCCUCUGAGUAUAACAUCACGGUGAGCUGCUCUGAUGAAGGAGUGCCCUCCCUCUCCAGCAGCGUCACUCUCACCUUACAGAUCUCUGAUGUGAACGACAACGCGCCUGUCUUUGAGAGGAGCUCAUAUGAGGCCUACAUUGUAGAAAACAACACACCAGGUCUCUCUAUAUUCACAGUGAAAGCCACAGACGCUGACUGGAACCAGAAUGCCCGAGUUUCUUACAUACUGGAGGACUCCUCCGUUAACGGAGUUCCGGUCUCCUCAUAUGUGUCCGUUAGUGCUGAUAGCGGAGUCAUCCACGCAGUGCGCUCUUUUGACUACGAGCAGAUCAAAGACUUCCGGUUUCACGUUAAAGCGCAGGAUGGAGGCUCUCCUCCUCUCAGCAGCAACGUGACUGUGAAAAUACUGAUCCAGGACCAGAACGAUAACCCCCCUCAGGUCCUGUUCCCGGCCCAGACUGGAGGCUCCGUGGUGGCUGAGAUGGUGCCUCGUUCAGCAGAAGUGGGCUAUCUGGUGACUAAAGUGGUGGCUGUUGAUGUGGACUCUGGACAGAACGCCUGGCUCUCCUAUAAACUGCAGAAAUCCACAGACAGGGCGCUGUUUGAAGUGGGCUUACAGAAUGGAGAAAUCAGAACUAUCCGUCAAGUGACUGAUAAAGAUGCUGUGAAACAAAGACUGACUGUUAUAGUGGAGGACAACGGCCAGCCCUCUCGUUCAGCUACAGUCAUUGUUAACGUGGCGGUGGCGGACAGCUUCCCUGAAGUGCUGUCGGAGUUCACUGACUCUACACACGACAAGGAGUACAAUGACAACCUGACUUUUUACUUAGUCUUGGCUCUGGCUGUAGUUUCCUUCCUCUUCAUCACCUGUUUGGUGGUUAUCAUCUCAGUGAAAAUCUACAGAUGGAGACAGUCUCGCAUCCUGUAUCACUCCAGCCUCCCUGUCAUUCCAUAUUAUCCACCACGUUACUCAGACACGCUGGGGACAGGAACUCUCCAACAUGUGUACAACUACGAGGUGUGCAGGACCACUGACUCCAGAAAGAGUGACUGUAAGUUCGGCAGAGCUGCUAGUCAGAACGUGUUGGUAAUGGACCCCAGUUCUACAGGAACCAUGCAGAGGAUGCAGGGUGAGAAGAGCAUCCUUGAUGAGCCUGACUCUCCUUUAGAGGUUAGUUAAAAUGAUCCACAUACAUUUUUAAUUAUAUUAUAUGGGGUGCUGAUUAUCAGUCAGUUGCAGUCAGCACCAUGGACAGAGUCACUGUUAUUGCUCUAACCUAACCCCUUAAUCUAAUGUGAUGCAUUUCCAUUCGUUCAUACAAGCUUUAUUUAAAUUACGCACUCAUUGUCCCGGAUAAAUCCACAUUUUAUUUCUUGUUUCAGCACGCUGGAAAGCAACACUCGCAACUUCUCUCUCAUACCUCUAACGAAUUUUGUUGUUUUGAGAUGUGUUAAUAACUUUUCAUUGAUUAGAAUACAAAUAAUUUAUUAGUUAUGAAAACAGCAUGUCUCUCUCAUCUGCAGCCUUUAUGCGCGCUAGCAUGUUCUCCUCCUGCAUGUGCGGAUUGUGUACUCCGGUUAGCUCCCUCUGACCAAAAACACACAUGUCAUUUGAGAUGAAAAGUUUCAAGUGUCUCUAUAAAUAUAAGUUAGCCUCUGUGUCUCAUUUUGGGAUGGAGCUAGACGGGGGACCGGUCCAGAGUGUUUCCUGCCUCUCGAGGUUGCUCGCUGCAGAACCACAAAUGCGGAGCUGCGCCUGAGUCAGCCCCGCCCACUCACGCAAACAGCCUAGCCCACUGACUUCUUCAGUUUUAUAGUUCUUAUUUUAUUUUAUCGCAAACUAAUCUGACCCACAUGAAUUACGACUGUUACUAGUUUGCAAAUGUUAAUGCUAUGCUAUAUGCUCCAAUUAAGCAAGAUAAAUUUAACUUGCUACAUGACAAAGCCUGAAUAUAUACCGAAAUGAAAAGGUUUCUUUUAGCGAAUAUCUGUCCAUAGCCACUCCAACAGAACCGGGCUACUAUAGCAUUUAAGGGUAACUGUUCAGUGGAUUGUGGUAGUCCAGUUUCAUGAUCGUCUAAUUUAAGUUUUGUUUUCCCCUCAGCUGAUGUUGGUUCGACUCUCGGUGGGGUCGGCAGCAAUCUAUUCAGCCAGCUGAAACAUUUAAUUUAUUUAUAUUUAGUUGUAAUGCUUAUUUUCUGCAACAUAUUUAUGUAUCUAAAAGUUCUUUGAAUUUGGUCGUUCCUAAACAGCGUUUUAGUUGAAACUCUGCUCACAAAUGGACUCACACUGGCUAAAUAAACUAAUAAAUAAAAAAACAAACACAUUAGUCAUUAUGUUUUAAACGGUAUACCAAUAAAUGGUUGUAAACAUAGUACUGGCAAGUGUAGCUAUGAGAAAAAAGUUUGCGCCUCUACCGGGAGGCGAACCUGCGCAAAACUACAUGCCAUGCAGACUGCUCAAACACUUCACCACUACAUCUGACAACAAGCUGGAGGCAUCACAUGUAAUUGUCCCAUGCAGUGUGUUUUUGUAGAUGGGACGUAUGGUUUCUCGGCGGUAUCUCAGUAGAAGUCGUUUCAGAAAUAAUUUGUCAGAAAAUUCACAGAAUAUCCAGAUUUGAGAACCAAGACCAGACCAGCUUCGGAGGAGAGGACCAAAUUGAAACUGAGAUGGGAGGAAAAUGUGUGAAUGAGUCCAAAAAUGGCUUUGGCGUGUUUCUUAUGAGGAAAUGACAAUAUAACAUGAGAAACAGUUCUAAAAGUUUGAUUUUUAAUUAAAUAGAACCUUUACAAAAGCGGUUCAGUUAACCUCUCAACUCAGUCCUCAGUGCUCAAUCUUGCAUUUUAGAUGAUUUAACACCCUCUUUGGUUCCAGAAUGCUAUCAAGUCUGACAACUGGAAGGAAUUGGACGGACUCUGAUGGAAUGGGCGGGGCUGACUCUGGUGCAGCUCCGCCUUUGUGGUUCUGCAGCGAGCACCACUUGGUUUUUCUUGUGAGAUAUGUAAAUGCUUUUUCAUAGAUAAGAAUAAAAUGCCACCACACUUUAUUAAAUUAUUUUGUAACAUUUGUGUCUAACUGAUUUUUAGAAAGGAGUUCGUGUGGCAGUUUGUAGCGCUGCUUCCUCACAGCAUAAAGCCUAAUUAUACUUCUCCGUCUGCGUCGGGACUGACACACGCAACGCCAUUAUGCGUUGAACGCUGCUUCCUGUUGCCAUUCGUCAACUGCACCGUCUUUGCCGCUUCAGAAAAUAAAGAGAUAUUUAGCAGCAGACACAAAACAGACUGAAGAAUGCAUCACGGAAAAAGUCUAAAAAUAUGAACGUUUUUAGCCCGUGAAUGACGGAGUACAAAGACAUGCAACACAUGUUUUAUUCAUGGACGGAAAAGACAAGAAACAUGACGUUAUAGGUGCUGAUCGCACGAAGAAGUGAAUUAAAAAAAUCUGAAACACACCCAAGCAAUGUAAACACAAAAGUAUAUACUCUAUUGUGGAACGGAUCCUUGACUGACGCGAUGGGAUUACCACUGAUGCGGCACCGACCCAGCUCAUUUAACCGCACCUAAACCUUAACGUCUUGCCAUUUAUAACCUUCCCCUCACCCUAACCUUAACCCUCUUUCUACCUAAAACGUUACUCUCACAGUGACCAAGCGUUUGUUUCCCAUGCAUUCUGACUGUGAAUUUUCGGAUUUUCCGCCCAGGCAAGGGAACCUUAGAACAUACCAUUUGGCGAGGGGAAGGUUACAAAAACCCUCUAAUUCUAACCUCCACCUUAAUUGAAACCUCCUCCUCGCGUUGCCUCGGCCCAAACCCAAUUAAUUUUAUGUGGGAAGCAAAUGCUUGGUCACUGUAAGGGUAACGUGUUAGAUAGCAAGAUUAGGAAAGGGGUGAGGGAAGGGUUAAAUAACAAGAGGAUACGGUUCGGGUGCGGUACAAUGAGCUCGUUUGGUGCCCCGGCUGCGGACAUGCCAUUGCGUCAGGUUUACGCUGCAUGGGGAUCUGCAGUCAGAAAAGGGAAAACCCAUAUAAGUGACGAAAAAUGGCACUUUUGGCGUCAGGGGGGUGUGACGCAGAGGGUGGCUGGCCAAGCGUUUGUUUUUGACGCGCUGGGAGUGAGAAUGUGUGGGACGGAGAAGUAUUAUUUAGGCUUAAAUGUUUUAAUCUCAGCUGUGGCAUUUAUGCAUUAGCGUGGCUUUUUCCAGCGACUCCGGUUUGAUCUCUCUGACCAAAUUUGUGCAUCCCAGGUUAUUCUGAAACUUUAAAUUGUUCUAGGUGAGAAUGAGCCUUGAAUGGUUGUGUCUCUGUGUGCUGUGAUGCCGGACUGGCGACCUGUGGCUGCCCCGCCUCUGAACUGAUGAAGAGAGGAGUAAGGUUGACGCUCCCUGCGAACCUAUAGAUGAAGUGUUGUGGGGAAAGUACUGAUGAGUAGAUGAUUAUUCAAAGAGAAAAAAAAAUAAAACAGUCAUUUAUUGUUAAGUUUAGGUUUUAAUUUACUUACUUUUGGUGAAUAUGUGCUUAAAAUAUAUAUUAAAAACUAACAUC